GAACCAGUGAUCCCUAUGUCAAGUUCAAACUUGGAGGAAAGGAAGUAUUCAGAAGUAAAACAAUACACAAGAACCUCAAUCCUGUGUGGGAAGAAAAAGCUUGCAUUCUUAUAGAUAACCCAAGAGAACCAUUGUAUAUAAAGGUCUUUGACUAUGACUUUGGACUUCAAGAUGACUUUAUUGGUUCGGCAUUUUUGGAUCUCACUGCAUUGGAAUUAAACAGGCAAACAGAUGUUACCUUGAGCCUGAAGGAUCCUCAUUACCCUGACCAUGAUCUGGGAAGUAUAUUGUUAUCAGUUCUGUUGGCUCCUAAAGAAGACCAGCGAGAAGCGACAAUGCUAAUGAGGAAGAGUUGGAAAAGAUCAAGUAAG
Molecule: messenger RNA, 371 nt
Organism: Pterocles gutturalis (yellow-throated sandgrouse)
Lineage: Eukaryota; Metazoa; Chordata; Aves; Pterocliformes; Pteroclidae
Product: multiple C2 and transmembrane domain-containing protein 1-like
Exons: 4
Biological process (GO): regulation of neurotransmitter secretion
Cellular component (GO): synaptic vesicle membrane
Molecular function (GO): calcium ion binding
Source: RefSeq, a predicted model, not a curated record